Molecule: messenger RNA, 2855 nt
Organism: Populus euphratica (Euphrates poplar)
Lineage: Eukaryota; Viridiplantae; Streptophyta; Magnoliopsida; Malpighiales; Salicaceae
Product: probable ADP-ribosylation factor GTPase-activating protein AGD14
Exons: 14
Coding region: 186-2555 (789 amino acids)
Molecular function (GO): GTPase activator activity
Source: RefSeq, a predicted model, not a curated record
CUCUCGGCUAUUUUCCCUCCGCUAAUUUCUCUCCACUAAUUUUCUCUUAUGUUUUCCCAUCACCAAUUUCCAUUUCUAGGGUUUCUCUUCUUCAAAUUCUAUCACAUUCUUGAGACGCUUUGGUUUCAAUCAAUCAUCCUUUCUUGCUUAAUCAUCCAGCGCCGUUUCACGAUCAGAAAAAGAAAAUGAUGAAGAAAAACAAAGAAGAGGAGAGAAUUGGGAAGAUAAUUCGCGGUCUUCUUAAAAUUCCUGAGAAUAGUCGUUGCGUUAAUUGCAAUAACUUGGGACCACAAUAUGUCUGCAAAACUUUCUUCACCUUUGUUUGCAAAAAUUGUAGUGGAAUUCACCGGGAAUUUACGCAUAGAGUUAAAUCAAUUUCGACGGCGAAAUUUAACGCGGAAGAAGUUAGUGCUCUUCAAGCAGGAGGGAAUGAGAGAGCGAGACAAAUUUUUUUGAAGGAAUGGAAUCCGCAGCGCAAUCAGCUUCCUGAUAGCAGUAAUCAACAAAAGGUUCGAGAUUUUAUCAAGCAUGUUUAUGUGGAUAGAAGAUACACUGGUGAGAAAAGUCAUGAGAAACUCCCACGGCUGAGAUUGAAUGACAAGGACGACUCUGGUGAGAACAGGUGGGCUGUUUUAUAUUCUGGUGGAUCUAGAAGUCCAAACUAUGAAGAUAGACAUGGGCGGAGUGAAAGAUCUGGUUUUAGUGGAAGAGCUGACGACAAGACAAUUAAAUAUUAUUAUGAUGAAAGAAGAAGUCCUCGUUAUUCCCAAGAAAAUUCAAGAUAUGGAGGUUUUAUGAGACGUCCUGUUCGCAUUGAGGUUGUUGAUGACAGGUUUCGAGAUGAUGGAAUACGAAGUAGCAGGAAGUCUGGUGCCCACCCGUUUGCUCACAGAGAGUCCAGGUUUGGGAACAAUUUAUCUGGCAUUCAAAAGGACAUGCAUCAGUCAGGGUCCCAUGCCCCUGUGGUACGCCCUCUCAAACAUAUUCUAGGGGGAAAUAUUCCACCUCUACAGGUUGGUGAGCAUUCAAAAGCACCAAACAGGAAGGAUGCAGAUGGUUCUGCGCACAAUCAGAUGCCCCCUUCUUCUGGCCCCAUGGAAUCUGCUGAUGGAAAUCCUGUGCAACAGAAAAGUCACAAUUCAGAAAGCUCGGUUGAUUUAAAUUCCAAUUCCAAGUCCUCCGAUGCUACCGCAGCACUUCCUGCUCCGGAGAAUCUUCUGUCCAGUGAAGGUGGCAACUGCUCCUCACAUGACUCCUCUGGAAAGAAUAACGCACUUCCAGCCCCAAAACAAAAUACUUUGGAAUUUUUACUGAUGGAGUUAGCUCCCUCAGUCAUUCCUUCUGACAAUGCUUCUGAAAUACCAACUAAUGAUAAUCCGUCAUCAGCUGCAUCUGGAGAAAAUAUAAUCAUGAGUAGUGGUGCUUCAGCAGCUGGGCCUUCGGGGCAGAUGUUAACAUUAAAAAGCAGUGCUGUUGCUUCUGCAAUUGCAUCUGGAGGGAACAUGCCUGCUGGAAGUGUUUCACAAACUGUACCUGUGGAGCAGAUGUCAGCACUUCCCUGUAGCGCUGGUGCUUCUACAACUGUGUCUGGAGGCACCAUGCCUGUGGGAAGCAUUUCACCAGCUGCACCUGUGGUGCAGACAUCAACUGCAUUUGGGAUCAGCCCAGCUGUGCAUGUUGAGGAGAUAUUAACACUAGUUGAUGCUUUUGAUGCAUCCACAAUACCUUCAAAUAAUUCUUUGCCAGCACAACCUUCUAAUGGAGUUCCUCCACAAGCUGCACUUGAUAACAUUCGUGACUCAACUUUCGAGCUUCUUGACGGGCAACAGAUAUCCACCAUGCGGCAACAACAGCCUGUUGAUAGUAGCUCUGGUGGACAACAGGCUACUAAUACACCUGCUCGAGCGGUAAAUGAUCAGCUGCGGACUUCAUCAAAUGUUCAUAUUUCUCAGGGAUCUCCAGAUUUCCUUGGUGAAUACCUUUCUCCAGAUGUCUCAAAACCAGCCCAAGAAUCCAAUUCCGAAGCUCAAUCCCAGCCUCUUCCAUCAGAAACAAAGUCUAGUGGAAGAAAGGAACUUCCAGCGGACCUUUUUACUGGAACUUAUUCACCAGCUUCAGACCCAAUACCAGGUUGUCAAAUUUGUCCACCUUAUGGCAUGGGACUGAACAUGCAGUAUUAUCCUAAUGCAAUGCCUGUGCCAGCAUUUCCCAACAUGGCAAAAUCAACAAACCCAUUUGAUCUUAACGGCGACACCACUUCGGUACCACCCCUACCAUUUCCUUCCAUGGAAAAUUUGCAUGGUAAUCUCCCAGUGCAUACUUCUGCAAUGCCUCCACAUUCCCUGUCCUUCGCAUCAGCCAUGCCUUACGGUGGAUACAUGGGACAACAAGCAGACACGAAUUUGCCUCAUUCCAGACCACAUGGGCCUUGCGACUUUGGCAGUGAGGGAGUUCCUUUUGGGUCUUUGAAUAUGGCUCAACAACCAACUGGUGGAUACUUGCUCCCAACCUCCUCAAGUUCUCUUAGUUUAAAGGGAGGAAAUCCAUUUGGAUAGAAAAGGUUCAAGUUUGAAUGUUUUCAGGACAAAAAUCUACCUUCCUUUCUGUUGAAGAUCAAAUGGGAACAAACUGGCUGAAUGACAUCGUCUUCUGCACCUCCGGCCAAGAGGAUGAUCAUAAACAGCUACAAAAGAGCAUAGAACUGACCAUUUUAGACUAAGGUGAAUGCUGCCAUCUCCUACAGGUUGAUGAUAUGGUUUAUAUACUCUAUUGAAGCGAGCUUCUUUCAGGUAUUCGUUAAUUAAGAAAUACAACCAUGGAAAAACAUGAAAUCGUAGUAGUUCCUGCAAUCCACU